CUUACCCUGACGUCAAUGCUAGCGAAACUACCAUGACUUCUGAGCUAGAGCUACGCAGAUUCAAUAUGCAAUCAAGUUUUAUGGGUUGCGGACCAAUGGCUGGCACUAGUAUAUCCCAUUGUGCUGGUGACAGGCAUCUCUGUUCCUUGUCCUUGCAGCACGGUUGGCUUUAUCCACUGCAAAGCUGUACUGUCCAUAAUGCCUACUCACACCACAUAUCAGAGCCUCCAUGGUCAGUAUGAAUCGCCUUCGUGUUCAUCCCAUAGGCUACCUGUACUUUCCUACCUCACACCUCUCAUCUCAACUACCACAUUUGCUCUCGUCAUCCUGGAAGCUUUCUAGCAGCAAUAUCAAACAUAUACCAACAUUUAUACAUGGAUGCCAUCGGAGCAAUUCUCAACCUGACAUCAUUGAUAGAGCUAGCAUAUAAAGUUACCGCCAAUCUGUCUAAAUACUACUCAGACGUCAAGGAGGCGGAGAACUCGCGUCAACGCUUCACUGAAGAGCUUCGUGCUGUCGUUCAGACAUUAGAAUCUCUGAAAGACCUUCACGAACGAUUGUUGCAGCAAUCUUCGACUGAGAACCGGAUGCGCUUGGCAGCUUUGGAUCCGAUUCUGCGAGAGAAUUCGGCUCAGACGAGCUUCUACAUGAGCCUGAAGGAUUUCAUGGAGUGGCUGGAGAAGAAAACCGCUACACAGAGUCGCAUGGGUCGCCGGGAGAAGUUGAGAUGGCCUCUAAAAGGCAAGAAGAAAAUCGAGAAGCUUAUGCCUUAGCUUCACCGGCACGAAGCACAAUUUAUGCUCGCGCUAACGAUCGCAUUCUGGCAAGUCAUGUGAACAUUUUUUUUUCCGGAUAUGAUUGUUAUUUAUAUGGUAUACUUAGGUAUACUGGUGCGGAUGUCGAGCACACUGUGGACCGGCUUGACAGCAAACUAAAUGGAAUGCAAGAUCGUCUCAGUUACAUUGAAUUGGCACAAAGCAACAUGUUGCCGCUGACUUCAUUACACAGAUCAGCCGAUCAGCGAGAGAAUGAAGAAUUAAUGAUAAACAUAUCCCAGGUUGAGGAUCAAAAAUGGACCCAAUCAUUAUACUCUUAUGAUGAUCACCACUCUAUGCUAUCAAGUGAACCUGAAAGGAGACCACGGCAACCGCGAUUCAAGUCUGAAUACUCCCAUCAAAAGGUUGAGGCCUCCGUUCAAGCCAGCGAACAUCUGCCGCCGUGCUCACACUCUUCAUACUUCUAUCUGGACGUGCGACACUGUAGGGUGGAACUGGGCCCAUUCCUAUUUUUUUUUCCUGGUAUCGGUGUGUGGUUGGCCGGGUGGCCUUGCUAGUAGGCUGUGACGCAAUGGUUGCACAGCGUCUUUGUAUCUGAACAUGUUGCAGGUCGGACUCUGUUUGACUCAAGAGCCGUGAUACUGAGAUUCGAAAUAGCAGAUAUACCCAAGACGCAUCGCAGUGAAAUGUGUACCUAGAAUUACUUAUAGACAUUAUAUACCUAGAUUUGGAUGCAGAAUGGGAUUGGAAUAUAAAUAAAUGCAC
This is a messenger RNA of Somion occarium, 1541 nucleotides long. Lineage: Eukaryota; Fungi; Basidiomycota; Agaricomycetes; Polyporales; Cerrenaceae. The record is from the annotation of a GenBank genome assembly.